AUGAAACAUUUGGCGAGCUGCCAAAACGGAAAUAAGAAUAUUCUGCGUCCCGAUUUACCCAGUAAAUGCACAUAUGACACGAAUAAAACAGAUGCUAUUUCUCCACAUCAUCAUGUUCCUGUCCCGGAACGUCCAACAAUCGGCUCCAACAUUCUAGAAUACAUUGGAAACACGCCCCUUGUGCGUUUAAAUAAGAUUCCAAAAGAAGAAGGACUCGAAUGUGAAAUUCUUGUCAAAUGUGAAUUCUUCAACCCUGGAGGAAGUGUCAAGGACCGAAUAGCUAAACGUAUGAUUGAGGAGGGUGAAUGGUCGGGUGAAUAUCACCACGGUGACGCCUUAAUUGAGCCAACUUCAGGAAACACUGGUAUUGGUCUUGCGCUAACAUCUGCUGUCAAGGAUUAUAAGUGUUACAUUGUUAUGCCUGACAAAAUGAGUCAAGAGAAGUCCAUAGUCCUAAAAUCUCUCGGUGCAAAAGUCAUAAGAACACCACGAGAAGCGAUGUAUGAUGACCCCGAAUCUCAUCUCCAAAGAUCUGCUUCUUUGAAGGAAGAGUUAUCGCCGGGAGCCCAUAUUCCUAAUCAAUAUACGAAUCCUUAUAAUCCUAUUGCUCAUUAUGAUGCUACUGGUCAAGAAAUUUUAGACGCUUGUGCUGAAGGGCAACCAGACGGGAAGCCUAAAAUCGAUAUGAUUGUCUGUGGAGCUGGUACCGGAGGAACAGUUACUGGAAUCAGUCGUCUCUUCAAAAAUAAACUCCCAUCUUGCAGGACAGUAGCAAUCGAUCCUCGGGGUUCAGCUCUCUCAGAGCCCUUCCUUGGUCCUGACGAUUUCACUGGUACCUAUGAAGUUGAAGGCAUCGGGUACGAGUUCAUGCCCACUGUGCUCUGUCUUAAAACCGUCGAUGAGUGGAUUCGUGUUGAAGACAAGGAGGCUUUCGCUAUGGCCAGACGUCUUAUCCGUUCUGAGGGUCUUCUUGUUGGUGGUAGCAGCGGAUCAGCUCUGGCGGGUGCUAUCAAAGCGAUAAGAAAGGCUGGCCUUGGAAAGGGACAUCGUGUUGUCGUUUUGCUGCCGGAUUCCUGUCGUAAUUAUUUGUAA
This is a messenger RNA of Rodentolepis nana, 1092 nucleotides long. Lineage: Eukaryota; Metazoa; Platyhelminthes; Cestoda; Cyclophyllidea; Hymenolepididae. The record is from the annotation of a GenBank genome assembly.